Molecule: messenger RNA, 2913 nt
Organism: Saccostrea cuccullata (small rock oyster)
Lineage: Eukaryota; Metazoa; Mollusca; Bivalvia; Ostreida; Ostreidae
Product: patched domain-containing protein 3-like
Exons: 4
Coding region: 1-2769 (922 amino acids)
Cellular component (GO): membrane
Source: RefSeq, a predicted model, not a curated record
AUGAUAGAGAACCUUUUUGGCAAACUCGCGGAGAAAAUUUCAAUUUACCCAGUUCCUAUAAUGGUUCUCUGUAUCAUUGUCAACUUGCUUUUGAUAAUUGGGAUACUUGGAAUGAAAGUGGAAAACGACAUAGAAAAACUCUACACACCUAUUGAUAGCCAGGCAAUACAAGAUCGAGACACUGUACAAAACUUAUAUGGAGACCCAACAGACAGACAUUUUCAUUCCUACCAACUUAGUAACUUUGGACUCUAUGGAGCUGUUAUGAUCCUUUCAAAAAACCUAAGUGACAUAAAAAAACAGGCUUAUGUGGACGAAAUAAACAAUAUUCACGGUAUUGUAAGUGCCAUAACAGUUGAAAAUAAGACAUACGCAGACUUAGCCCCUGGAUCAGAUCCUUUGGAGGGAAUAUCUGGUUCCGUAAUAUUAUCCCAGUCAUUUCAAGACAAUUUUGUUAUUAAUAAUAUCACGUACCCUUUAUUCGGCAGAAAUCUUUUAUCUCCUUUUCUUGCUCAGGCCAUUUCAGAAAGCAAUAAAUUGACCUCUGUUGUUGGUAUUAAGCUACAAUAUUACCUGCGACAAAACAAUGCAUCCGUCAUUCAACUUUCAAAGACAUGGGAAAAGGCUUUCAUAUCCAAAAUGGAAAACUUGAAGACUAACUUAACACAGAUUGCUUAUGUUUACUCAGACUCCAUUGAAAAAGAAUUAAACAAGAAUAUUAACAGUGAUAUACCAUUGUUUGCUGUUACGUUUUCACUUAUGAUGACGUAUGCGAAUCUUGCAUCAUUAAAUGCAAAUUUUAACAACGUUGCUAAUCGUAUGAACUUAGGCUUUGCAGGCGUCUUUGCACCUGUAUUGGCCAUUGCUUCUGCCUUUGGGUUUGUCAGUGCUAUAGGAGUGGAAUUCACAAACAUCGUCGGCGUAAUGCCAUUUUUAAUUGUCGGAAUAGGAAUCGAUGAUAUGUUCAUUUUAAUGUCUGGAAUGGCAGAUGCCCCAUCUUUGUCUGAACAACCCAACGACAAUGAUAUAAGGAAGAGGAUGAUAUUUAUGAUGAAAAAGAGUGGUGUUGCAAUAACUAUUACAUCUUUGACAGACUUCCUGGCUUUUGCUAUUGGAUAUUCGUCCGUUUUUAAAAGUAUAAAGAACUUCUGCGUUUAUACAGGUGUAUCUGUGUUGUUCUGUUACCUAAACCAAAUUUUCUUCCUCAGUCCGGCUAUAAGAAUUAAUGAGAAAAGAACUAUGGAAAAAAGACACUUCUGUUUGUGUAGUAAAGUUGUCAAACCAAGAGAAGAGUACGCAGAAAGCUCUGAAUGCUUUUUGAAAUGUAUCGCUGGAUCUAUCCCCAUAACAAGAAGUGAUGUAGAAAGUCCCUUGGAAAAAUACCCCAAAAAGUUAAUACUUUUUAUUUUAAAUGGAAUUUGGGGAAAAAUCAGCAUUGUUCUUGUAUUCUUAACUUAUUUGGGUUUCUCGAUCUAUGGUUGUAUACAUCUUCAGCAGGGCUUACAGCUUUUCAAUUUAGCCUCGGAAGAUUCAUACUUUUACAAGUAUAGUUUAUGGGACGAAAAAUAUUACACCACAGAACCAAUGAUUAUGAUUUUAGUGACUCAGACGAUGGACUACCACCGGAGUGAGACACAAAACCUUAUAAAUUCUGUCUUAUAUAAAACUAAAUUGGACAAUUAUAUCGACAUCAACAUUGAGAUAAACUGGUUAGAAAGUUACAAAACAUAUCCAUCAUAUAAUGCCACGUCCGAAUCUAGUUUUGUUCUAGGUCUUGCUCACUUUUUAGCAUCCUCUUCUGGACAAUCUUUUACAAAUGAUGUAGUUUUGGAUAAUUCAAACUUGAAACUACUCUCAUCCAGAUUUUACUUAAAGGCGAAAAACAUGAAAACAUCGGAUGAACAAGGAGAUUUUAUGAACCGCAUGCGAAAAAUAACGGAUAGUACCGAACUUCCUUGCAUAAUUUAUACCCCGGCUUUUGUAUUUUUUGAACAAUACGUUCAAGUUUUACCCAGUACUCUCCAAACGGUAGGCAUUGCUGUAGUUGUUAUGCUUUUUGUUACAUUCAUAUUCGUGCCAGAUCUUAGAGUCGUAUCGAUUGUAUGUAUAACUCUGAUUAGUAUCCUUGCUGGAAUAUUUGGAUUCAUGUUCUAUUGGGAUCUCACUCUGAGUUCUAUUACCAUGAUCCAUCUUGUCAUGAGUGUUGGCUUUUCUGUAGAUUUCAGUGUUCAUAUCUGUCAUGCGUUUUUUUCGGUGGAAGGGGACGAUCCAAACGAAAUUCUACAAAAUGCUAUGGACCGUGCAGGUGGCCCUAUCGUUAAUGCUGCAUUCUCUACACUUUUGGGAAUUAUAAUGCUAGCAUUUUCUAGCAGUUACAUUUUUGUUUCUUUUGGUAAGCUUAUGUUUCUGGUCAUCACAUUUGGUUUAUUACACGGUGCUUUUUUUCUUCCAUUACUUUUAUAUUCUUUGAAAGCACGUAACUUAUGUAAGACAAAAGUUAGCGAAGCAGAGGAUGGUGGAAUACACACCACAGAGGCUGUUUCUUCUAUUCCAAAAAAUGAAUCAUUUAUGGACAUAGAAAAUAGGUCAUUAUCUUGCCAAGAGUUUCAGGUUCCUAGAUUACAGUCUUUUUCCUCCUCACAACAAAGACGGUCAUGUCCGGAUAUACAGGAAGACAUGCGCAUGCACAAAGGGAACAGUAAUAAACGUUUGGGAAGAACAACACAUAUUGGCAAUGGUUUCAUGAAGUAUGAACCUUUUCGCUCUUGAUUUUUUAUUUGUGACUUUUUUGAUACUUUUUACACUUAUUUAUAUUUCUGAGGAUCACAUAAAGACCACAUAGCGCAAACCUAAAAGUGAUUCCAUCUGUGUAACAUUUUCACGCACAGCAAUUAUACUCAGAAAUUUUCUUUG